Messenger RNA from Populus nigra (black poplar), 1967 nucleotides. Its product is annotated as polyol transporter 5-like. Bases 133 to 1728 code for a protein of 531 amino acids. Gene Ontology annotation, molecular function: carbohydrate transmembrane transporter activity. Lineage: Eukaryota; Viridiplantae; Streptophyta; Magnoliopsida; Malpighiales; Salicaceae. The transcript is spliced from 3 exons. The record is from RefSeq and is a predicted model, not a curated record. Gene Ontology annotation, cellular component: membrane. Gene Ontology annotation, biological process: transmembrane transport.
ACUCCAGCCUCCCACUUAUGGCUGCAUCCCCAACUUCAAGUUCGCAUGGCUGCAUGAGUUUAUCCAAAAUAAGGCUAGCUUAGCUUAAACCAACUCUUUGUCUAGCCCUCUCUUUGUUUAGGCGUAUAGAUCAUGUCUGCAGGUCUAAACUCAGAAAGGGAUGUCAAUCCUAGCCAAUCCACAACAGAGAAAACACUAGCAGAUUUUGAUCCUGUAAAGAAACAAAAGGGAAACAAAUUUGCUUUUGCUUGCGCAAUCCUAGCUUCCAUGGCUUCAAUCUUACUUGGUUAUGAUAUCGGAGUAAUGAGUGGAGCCAAGGACUACAUCAAAAUUGACCUUAAACUCAGUGACACGCAAGUAGGAUUACUUGUGGGAACUCUCAACUGGUACUCUCUUGUUGGCUCAGCCGCUGCUGGCGUGACCUCUGACUGGAUUGGUCGUCGAUACACUAUUGUGGUGGCAGGAGCCAUUUUCUUUGCUGGAGCUCUACUCAUGGGAUUUUCCACAAAUUAUGCAUUUCUCAUGGUUGCUCGCUUUGUUGCUGGUAUUGGUGUCGGUUUUGCCCUCAUGAUUGCCCCUGUUUACACCGCUGAAGUUUCGCCAGCUUCUUCUCGUGGAUUUCUCACCUCAUUUCCAGAAGUAUUCAUCAAUGCUGGGAUCUUACUAGGAUAUGUAUCCAAUUAUGCUUUCUCUAAGCUCCCAACUAACUUAGGUUGGCGAAUCAUGCUUGGAGUUGGAGCAAUUCCUUCAGUUUUCUUAGCUUUGGUUGUUAUAGGCAUGCCCGAGUCUCCACGUUGGCUAGUCAUGCAAGGUCGACUCGGUGAUGCUAGGAAAGUUCUUGACAAAACCUCCGACACUAAAGAAGAAUCUCAACAGAGAUUGUCAGACAUAAAAGAAGCCGCCGGAAUCCCUCAAGAUUGCAACGAUGACACUGUCCGUGUGCAAAAAAAAAGUCACGGCGAAGGUGUUUGGAAAGAAUUAUUCAUUCAUCCCACACGUCCUGUUCGUCACAUCCUGCUUUGUGUGACCGGUAUUCAUUUCUUCCAACAAGCUUCAGGAAUAGACGCGGUCGUUUUGUACAGCACCAACAUCUUCGAAAAGGCCGGAAUCACAUCAUCCAAUGAUAAAUUACUGGCAACUGUAGCGGUUGGAUUCACCAAGACCGUUUUUAUCUUAGUGGCCACAUUCUUACUAGAUAGGAUCGGGCGACGGCCGUUGCUCUUAAGUAGUAUUGGGGGUAUGGUACUAUCCCUAGCAACCCUCGGACUCGGGCUGACAAUAAUUGAUCAUUCACAUGAGAAACUACCAUGGGCAGUUGCCUUAUCAAUCGCUAUGGUGUUAGCUUUUGUUGCAUUCUUCUCCAUAGGAAUGGGACCGAUACCUGGGGUUUAUAGUUCAGAGAUUUUCCCGUUGAGAUUACGCGCUCAGGGGAUAGGUAUGGGAGUGGCCGUGAAUAGAGUGACAAGUGGGGUAAUAACUACAAUUUUUAUUAUGCUCUACAAGGCUAUAUCUAUUGGUGGGGCCUUUUUCCUGUUCGCAGGAAUUGCAACAGUGGCUUGGGUAUUCUUUUUUGCAUGUUUUCCUGAGACACGAGGAAGAACCUUGGAGGACAUGGAAGUGCUUUUUGGUAAUUUUAUCAGGUGGAGGUCUGUUUUAAAGGAUGGGAAAAAGGAGGAGGAAGUUCACGGUGGAAAUGAUGGUCAAGUCCAGAUGGGAACUAAAGCUUAAGAAUAGUGUGAUAAAUGUAUCUCUUCUUCUUCUUCUUCUUUUCUCAAGAUGUUAGAUUAGUUUUUUCUUUCCUUCUUUUUUUAACAAGGAUGGGAGAUCACUGGAGCAAAAUAACGCUUGAGAUGGUGUGAAGAUGAGAAGCUUGUGGACGUUCAUGGAAAAGAAGAAGAACAAAAAUCAGAUAUCCAAUGAAUCGAAAAGAUAAUAUAGUGAAUAUCCCUUCUUCUUUUUAUCUUAAA